AUGGCUAGAAGUGAUGGCAGGAUCAAAUACAAGACCACUAAGCCGUACCAAAAGUUCUGCACCAUAGAAUCGGUUAAGGUUAUAUCUCCGCCAUCCCAUCCGGGUCUGAAGAAGGAUGCGUGGACCCCAAAUCACGUUGUGGUAUUCCUUCGUGGGGGUAACAUAAACCCCACGUAUGCACUUCCGAGACCGGAUGUUAGUCGGGCAGGUGCUUUUUGUGGGUCAUCCUCAGAUACAGAUUUCGACCUAGUCUAG
Nannizzia gypsea CBS 118893 is the source of this 255-nucleotide messenger RNA. RefSeq lists its product as hypothetical. The coding region runs from base 1 to 255 and encodes 84 amino acids. The transcript has 3 exons. Lineage: Eukaryota; Fungi; Ascomycota; Eurotiomycetes; Onygenales; Arthrodermataceae. The record is from RefSeq and is a predicted model, not a curated record.